CGAGAGGGUGUCACGUGACGGCCAGGGCGUCUUUAUAAAACUGCUCCUAACUGUUCUUCAGCGGCACAAGUUUUUUGGAAAAAAAGAAGAAAUUCAAAACAAUGAGCUUCCCUGUUGUGGACUUUAGCGCCUUCACCCUCGACGUGGAGGACAUUUGUCCCACAGACUUGGACCGCCUGAGCAGGGACGUGAAAGAAGCUUUUACCCGAGUGGGUUUCGUCUUCCUGGACAACACCGGCAUCACGCAGGCGGAGGUGGAUGGCGUCAUGGAAGCUUCCAGAAGGUUCUUCCUGCAGCCAGACCGCUUCAAGAAGGCAUUCAGCAGGAAAAGCUUCCCCAACUGUCCCCUGCACGGCUGGAUCCCCAUGGAAACGGAGAGGGUGGAUCCAGGAUCACUAGCAGCAGAUUUAAAAGAGUCGUUCAACAUGACUUCACUACAUCCUGACAUAAAAUGGCCCUCCACAGAGGUUGUGGCGGGAUUCCAGGAGACCAUGGCGGCUUUUUACCAGCGCUGCAAAGUGCUGAGCUUGCGGAUUUUGAAGGUGUUGAUCCACAGUUUGGCUCUGGACCCUGACGUGUUCCUGAGUGCUCACCGCCUGGUCGGAACGGAUGAGAACACGACGACGCUGCGUUCCAUCUAUUACCCUCCGGUCCAAGUGGCCAAGGAGGGCCAGCUGAGAUGUGGCCAGCAUUCAGACUACGGAAGCAUCACCUUGUUGUUCCAGGAUUCUAAAGGUCUGCAAGUGCUGGAACGUUCUGGUGAGUUCAUCACUGCUCCUUGCAUCCCCGGGGCCAUUCUUAUCAACAUCGGUGACAUGAUGCAGCGUUGGACCAGCGACCAGUUCGUCUCUCUGGUACACAGGGUCGUGCUGCCCCCUGCUGGUGACUCCACUACACGCCAGUCUCUGGCUUUCUUCCUCAUGCCCGACGACGAGGCUGUUAUCGCUUGUGCCGACGGAUCCGACAAGUACCAGCCAGUGAAGCUUGGCGCCUACCUCGCUGAGCGCAUCGGCAAUAUCUACUCAGAGUAGCGCUUUCGCCGCCUGGAUCGGACCGCUAGGUGAUGAUUUUAGUGAUGAGUCGUACGCACGUCUGACAACUUGCAGCCUCGUUCACUUCAUUGCCACUGCGAGACAUGACGUGGAGGUCAUUGCAAACAUUGUUAAAGUACAUAAAAAGAAAACCACAUCAUUAUUGAUGUGGUUGUCAUGACAACGGGAGCUAUAUUAGCUGAAUAUGAACAAUAUUAAAUACAAUCCAAAAGGGAGAAGCGGUAGAAAAUGGAUGGAUGUAUAUAUUCUGAUACCCAUCAUCGACCUGUCUCCUUAGCAGAAAAACAGCCCCAAAGCAUGAUGUUUCCACCCCCAUGCUUCACAGUAGGUGUGGUGUUCUUGGGAUGCAACUCAGUAUUCUUCUUCCUCCAAACACGACGAGUUGAGUUUAUACCAAAAAGUUCUAUUUUGGUUUCAUCUGACCACAUGAUAUUCUCCCAAUCCUCUGCUGUAUCAUCCAUGUAUCCAUUUUGGUAUAAACUCAACUUGUCAAGUUUGGAGGAAGAAGAAUACUGAGUUGCAUCCCAAGAACACCACACCUACUGUGAAGCAUGGGGGUGGAAACAUCAUGCUUUGGGGCUGUUUUUCUGCUAAGGGGACAGGACAAUUGAUCCGUGUUAAGGAAAGAAUGAAUGGGGCCAUGUAUCGUGAGAUUUUGAGCCAAAACCUCCUUCCAUCAGAGAGCUUUGAAUGGUUGACCAAAUACUUAUUUUCCACCAUAAUUUACAAAUAAAAUCUUUAAAAUUCCUACAA
Messenger RNA from Nerophis ophidion (straightnose pipefish), 1805 nucleotides. RefSeq lists its product as uncharacterized. The record is from RefSeq and is a predicted model, not a curated record. Gene Ontology annotation, molecular function: dioxygenase activity. NCBI's taxonomy places the organism in Eukaryota, Metazoa, Chordata, Actinopteri, Syngnathiformes, Syngnathidae. The coding region runs from base 102 to 1031 and encodes 309 amino acids. The transcript is spliced from 7 exons.